CGUUCUCAAGUCUUCAUAAAGUUCACCAAGCCUCCGCUUUCUCAAUGACUACGAUGAGUGGAAAGCUCAAUGGAUCUGACUAUCUUGAUCUCAACUCCGUCGUACGGUUGUACCCGCCAAACUUGACAGAAGGUCGCAACGUGAUAUCGAUGCAUCCUUCGAUUGUAUUGCUUUUUGGAUGGAUGGAUGCUCAUCCGGCGCAUCUCAUAAAAUAUGUCGAAGGACUGCAGUCUACGUUCCCUACCUCCCAUGUAAUCCUCAUAAGAUCUACAAGCGGGUUCUACUUCACUUCACAGAAGCAGCUGGAGAGACUCCUGAUCCCUGUAGUCGAUAUAAUUCAGACAGAGGCCAAAAAUGGGGCGAUUUUCAGAGGUAUUCUGGUUCAUGUUCUUUCCAAUGGCGGUGGCUUUCAAUUCAUGACACUCAGGAAGGUCCUGCGCAAGAUGCCUGUCAGCCAGGAUCCAACCGUGCAUUGCAGCGAAACCCCAACCGCGCUUGUGCUUGAUUCGACACCAGGUGACAAUGGUUUGGAAUCCUCCAUCACCUCCAUGGCCCCGUCGAACCCUAUCCUGCACCUUCUUGCAGUACCACCCAUUGCCGCGCUCUAUUCCAUCUUUUAUAUGAUGAACAGCCUUCGUGGCAACUCACCAAUUUUCCAAGAACUUCGAACCACGCUGAACUCGCCUGAUCUUCUACCUUCCAUCACCUCCCCUCUCAAUCCCAAAGAGACGCCUCGUCUCUAUGUCUAUUCUGAACGCGAUUCGAUCACGGCCGCUCCCAAGGUGGCAGCGCAUAUUCAAGAGUCUGUGCUCAAAGGAUUCGACGUCGAUGUUGAGAAGUUCUUGGACACACAACAUAUUUCGCACGCACGCAGGGAUCCGAAGAGAUAUUGGGGAUCAGUUCAGAGACUUUGGGCCAAGGCGGUUGCUGCAGCCGCAGGCUCAUCGAUGCGACCAUCACUUUGACCAAAUCGAAUGUAUUACAUCUCAUUUAGAUGCGUAAUAUGCACCCGUAUACCAUACGUUGACAGUAGCAUUACUGUUUCUAUGUAUGAGCUCACUUAGCCAAAUAACAACAGUUGCGACCUCA
This is a messenger RNA of Laetiporus sulphureus 93-53, 1089 nucleotides long. RefSeq lists its product as uncharacterized. Lineage: Eukaryota; Fungi; Basidiomycota; Agaricomycetes; Polyporales; Laetiporaceae. The coding region runs from base 45 to 965 and encodes 306 amino acids. The transcript is spliced from 5 exons. The record is from RefSeq and is a predicted model, not a curated record.